UACGCCGCAAUCUGAACCCUCAGGGUGGCAAGGCUGAUUUCAAGCUCUCCCCUCGGCCACACCCAUGCUUGAUCCAACGGCAUUCAUUGCGACCGAGUCCAAAUACAGUCCAAAUACAGUUCACAAACAUGCCAGACGAUCCAAACUCUUAUCCAACAAGUCGCGAUCAAUUCAGCGUCGCUGUUAUUUGCGCAUCGACACAAGAGGCGGACGCUGUCGAGGCUCUGUUCGAUGAGUUUUACGAUGAGACCGGUCACGACUACGGAAAGAUCCAUGGGGAUCCCAAUGCAUACACAAAUGGGAGGAUUGGGAAACACCACGUUGUCCUCGCUCAUAUGCCAGGCAUGGGAAAGGGGAUCGCCUCCAGUGUUGCAGCGAGCUUCAACGCAAGUUAUAACAAUAUCAGGCUGGCGUUGCUGGUUGGGGUUUGUGGUGGGGUUCCGCGUAAAGAGGAUGGAGGAGAGAUCUUUCUAGGUGAUGUACUGGUCAGUGAUGGCCUUGUUCAAUAUGAUCUGGGAAAGCGGUUUCCGGAUAAAUUUUCCCGCAAGGACACCCUUAGUGAAAGUCUGGGGAGGCCGAACCUGGAGAUUCGGGCGUUGAUGAAAAAGCUAAGGGGGGGCAGAACUAAAUGCCGCGUGGAGCAGUUUUUAGCGUCCUAUCUUGGUGUGGUCCAGGGCACGUUGGGUGUGCAGAGAGCUGGGUACCCGGGGACUGAAGAAGACUUCCUUUUUCCAUCAGACUACCGACACAAGCACCACGAGCCUCAGGCAUGCAGCCUCUGCGAUGGCUGCCGGGCUAGAGGAGAUCCUGUUUGCUAUGAAGCCUUGCAGAAGCGCUGUCAGGUACUAAAAUGCGACCGCACGAUCAGCGGUGUUCGGACGAGGAUCCCAAGCAAGGUCGAAAAUCCUCCACCAGCUGUUCAUGUUGGACCCAUUGCAUCUGGCGAUACAGUACUAUUGUCCGGGGACGACCGUGAAGAAAUCUUUGCAAAGGAAAAAACAAUUGGGUUCGAAAUGGAAGGCGCUGGUGUCUGGGACAAUAUUCCCUGCAUUGUCAUCAAGGGCGUCAGUGACUACGCCGAUAGCCACAAAAGUAAAAGGUGGCAAGGCUAUGCCAGUGCAGCCGCGGCGUCUUGUAUGAAGGCUUUCCUAGAUUACUACGCCGUUCCGGAUCGUGGCAUGGCGACUACUUCGAGCACGAACCCUUUUCCAUGCCCACCUGGAGACCUUGAAUUGGCAGUUCCCUCUCUUGAGAAACAGCAGCAGGACUGCCUCAACUCGCUUCAAUUCUCUCAAGACACUGCGCGCUUGGAAAAUAUAGACGAAGCACACGAGAGUACUUGUCAAUGGCUUUUCGAGCGUGAGGAGUACCGGCGUUGGUUGAACCCUACGAAGACGAAUGACCAGAACAGUUUCCUAUGGAUCAAGGGAAAGCCUGGAGCGGGAAAGUCAACGCUUAUGAAGCUUGCUUUUCUAGAAUCGAAACGGACUAUGAGCAAUGUGAUAGUUUUGUCUUUCUUCUUUAAUGCCCGGGGCGAUAUUCUGGAAAGGUCCACGCUAGGACUCUACAGGUCUUUAUUGUUCCAAUUGCUUACAAGCAUCCCCGUGGGAAAUCGACAACCAUUUUGGGAUGUAGCAUCUCGAAAGAACAGACAAAACAGUGUCGCCAAUUGGACACUCAAAGAGCUCCAGAAAAUUUUAUAUGCAACAUUACAUGACCUCAAGGAGUCCAAUAUAGUUUGGUUUAUCGAUGCUGUGGACGAAUGUGACGAGAAAGAAGCAAGGAACAUGGUCUACUACCUGGAAGAUCUAGGAAAAUCGGCCGUUCGUUCUGGAACUUACUUCAAGAUCUGCCUCGCAAGCCGUCAUUAUCCCUUCAUCACUCUGGAUGGAGCCAUUGAACUAGUGGUGGAAGAACAAUUCGGCCACCAGACUGACAUCAUGAAAUACAUAAACAGCAAAUUGAAAGCUAAGUUGAGUAAACAAAGUCAGGAAAUCAAGGGGAUAGUCUGUGAACGUGCGUCUGGGGUAUUUCUAUGGGUUGUACUAGUGGUCCCGCAGCUGAAUGAAGCAUUUGACCAUGGUCGCGUUGAGGCUGCACGAAAAAGACUGGACGAGCUCCCUGAUGAGCUAGAUGAUCUCUUCGAAAAUAUUCUCAAAAAAGAUGAUAAACAUCGGGACGAUCUAAUACUCUGCUUGCAGUGGACUCUGUUUGCAAAGCGACCGUUGACCAGAGAGGAAUUCUGCAUUGCAAUCUGGUGUGAGAGCUCCCAAAUUAUCGAAUUAGACCCCGACAAACACACCCCCAGGCAGAUGGAGCGCUUCAUUCUGAGCGCUUCAAAAGGACUGGUCGAGAUUACGCGAUCAAAAGACCAUACUGUCCAAUUCAUUCAUGAGUCGGUACGGGAUUUCUUCUUGCUACGACAUGGCAUGGAUCGAAUCGGGGCCGGUUUGGGAGAACGGCUCAGUGGUUUAAGUCAUGAUCGACUCAAGAAGUGCUGCUACAGAUACAUGACCUCUGACCUGACCAAGGCCUGCGUAGCUGAGGUGGCUGCAGAUGACGGAAAACAGUUACUUGCCGAUACCAAUACGCGUUUUGUGCUCUUGGAAUACGCAGUCCAUGGCUUAUUUUAUCAUGCCGAUGCUGCAGAAGGCUCUGACAUCUCCCAAGGAUCAUUUCUGAAGCUAUUCCAAGAUCAUGAGGGCCCUGAUUUUGGUACUUUCAUCAGCACUUUCAACGCGUUCGAGCGAUACGCUAUCCGGCGCCAUAAUUCUAAUGUACGCUUGCUCUAUAUACUAGCGGAAAGUGAUCUAUGCCAUCUCGUCAGAUUGCAUCUGAAAAUGAAUACUGGUUCCAAUGUUCUUGCACAAAUUGGCCGUUACGGGUCUCCCGUGGACGUGGCCAUCGUCAAGGGUAAUGAGACUACCCUUCGUGCCCUGCUCCAAUGUCCAUUGGAUACCUCGGACCUACUUCAACCGGAAAUAGUAUUGCAGAUGGAAAGGAGUUUUAGGAAUUCCCUGCGGUCUGAAAUGAGACAUACCGAUGCUAUACACCUCGCACACAACGCUUUACAGCGAGGACAGCUGAAAAUCUUUGAACUUAUCUUUGCCACCGGCAUGCUGGACCUGAACGCAACGUUCAAUAACCACCAUACCAUUCUUACGCGUGCGGUUUUGGACGAUCGAGAAGAUCUGGUCAGGUUUCUACUUGGUACGGGGAAAAUUGAUGUUAAUGCUUCAGGCAAAGGUGGAAAGUCUGCUUUUGUCUUAGCUAUAGAGCGUAAUCAUGAGGGAAUUUUGGAUGCCAUAAUUCAACAUUCAAAAACCCUUCGGUGGUCAUCUUGGACUGAUUUUUAUUACGCUUUUGAUAUCAAGCAGCAUGGAGCAGAUAAUAUAUUUUCGUUUCAGUUUAUAUGGCUCAAGGCAUAGGUUGUAGUUCAGGCCAGUUUUCUUGUUAUCACUUUCCAUCUGUGUGAGCGCUUCUGUGAAAGUAUUGAUAUCGGCGAUUUAAAAUACUGUUCCAAGGCUCUAGAUGAUAUUAAAAUAUUGGUUUUGCUGCUUCGGACCCUUGCAGGUUUAAAAGCAAAAGGUACACCUCAGCAGCACAAUGAACACGACGAGCAAUCCAUAACCUGAAUUUUGAUUUCGCUGGCCAGUAGGAAGCUAUAGCAAGGUGUAAAAAGAACCAAAUAAUUGAACUCACGAGUCACGACCUGACAAUGGAGCACAUCUUGAAGAGUCCCGCGCGACAUAUGGAUCGGUCACCAUAAUAACAAGGGGAUGAACGGCAGCGAUCACCGGUUUCUUCC
This is a messenger RNA of Aspergillus ruber CBS 135680, 3808 nucleotides long. RefSeq lists its product as uncharacterized. The coding region runs from base 129 to 3428 and encodes 1099 amino acids. Gene Ontology annotation, molecular function: catalytic activity; protein binding. Lineage: Eukaryota; Fungi; Ascomycota; Eurotiomycetes; Eurotiales; Aspergillaceae. The transcript has 4 exons. Gene Ontology annotation, biological process: nucleoside metabolic process. The record is from RefSeq and is a predicted model, not a curated record.